UUGGAUUCUAUUAUUCGCGUCGACCACGCGGGUGAAUUAGGUGCCGACAGGAUCUACGCGGGGCAGAUGGCGGUGUUAGGGAACACUAAGGAAGGUCCGCUCAUCAAACACAUGUGGGAACAGGAGAUCAAACACAGGGAGAAGUUCGAAGAACUUAUCUCCAAGUAUAGAGUCAGGCCAACCAUUAUGACGCCUAUAUGGAAUAUAGCUGGAUUUGCAUUAGGAGCUGGCACAGCGCUGCUAGGUAAAGAAGCAGCGAUGGCGUGCACUGUGGCGGUGGAAACAGUUAUAGUAGAACAUUAUAACGACCAACUGAGGACCUUGAUGGAGGAUCCUAACGUAGAUAAGGACAUCUUACAAACUAUCACCAAGUUCAGGGAUGAAGAACAGGAACACCACGACACGGGGCUCGACCAUGGAGCGGAACAGGCGCCAUUUUAUAAAGCACUCACUGAAGUCAUUAAAACCGGAUGUAAAGUCGCCAUCAGUAUAUCCAAGAAGAUAUAA
Danaus chrysippus (African queen) is the source of this 507-nucleotide messenger RNA. Lineage: Eukaryota; Metazoa; Arthropoda; Insecta; Lepidoptera; Nymphalidae. The record is from the annotation of a GenBank genome assembly.